Impatiens glandulifera is the source of this 781-nucleotide messenger RNA. RefSeq names its product transcription factor PRE6-like. Bases 257 to 553 code for a protein of 98 amino acids. The record is from RefSeq and is a predicted model, not a curated record. Gene Ontology annotation, molecular function: protein dimerization activity. The transcript is spliced from 2 exons. NCBI's taxonomy places the organism in Eukaryota, Viridiplantae, Streptophyta, Magnoliopsida, Ericales, Balsaminaceae. Gene Ontology annotation, biological process: regulation of growth; regulation of DNA-templated transcription.
CUUCAUUCCUCCCCAAUUUACCUCCUCUUUUAUCCCUUCUUUUCCAUUUAAUACUCUAGAUUUUUUUCUGGCGCUCUACCCUCUAUCUGGCGCCAUAUAUACUCUCCAUACACCCACCCAUAUCGAUCUCAAAAAGAUAACUUACUUUUUUUUAUUUUCUGACAAUUCUCAUAACUCUAAUUAUAAGCUGCAACUUUGAACUUCUUAAGGGCACUCUCUCAUUUAACCAGUUCCUUCUCUUCUGUGUGUGAUAAUCAUGUCGAGUAGAAGGUCACGUUCUAAUGAAUCAAGAACUAUUACUGGUUCAACAAUCAGCGAUGAUCAAAUUGCUGAUCUUGUGUCCAAGCUACAACAACUCAUACCACAAAUUCGCCAUAACCGGCGUUCCACCGCAGACAAGGUUUCAGCAUCAAGGGUAUUAGAGGAAACAUGCAACUACAUAAGAAGCUUGAACAGUGAAGUGGACGGCCUUAGUGAACGCUUGUCAGAGCUUCUGGCUUCAACAAAUGACAACACUGUCCAGGCCGACAUUAUUAGGAGCUUACUUAUGUAACAUGCAUUUAUAAUUAACAAUAUCUAAUUAUGUAAUUGGUCAUUAUAUAGUUAAUUAAUUUCCCAUCCAAUUAUGUAAUUGGUCACUCACUAGAGACCAAUCCUGUGGAAGUGGAACCUAGCUAGCUAGCUAAAUAUAUGUUUAUACUAUGGCUUAAUCAUUAACUAUUUGUAAGCUUAAUUUAUGUAUCAAUGUGGACAUUAAUCUAGUCAUUAUUAAGUUCAUCUA